Gryllus bimaculatus (two-spotted cricket) is the source of this 954-nucleotide messenger RNA. The record is from the annotation of a GenBank genome assembly. Lineage: Eukaryota; Metazoa; Arthropoda; Insecta; Orthoptera; Gryllidae.
AUGUUUUGGAAACUGUUGCUGUUGUUAGAGAGCAUCCUCACAGCAGUAGUUUGGCUGCCGUGGACGCUGCUGGAAUAUGUCCGUGAUUGGCUGCACUUCCGGAGACUGGCCAAUCGCUUUCCCGGGCCCCCCACUCGCCCGAUCGUCGGCAACUUGUUCAACUGCGGACUCUUCCCGGACCAAGUUCAAGAUCACACCAAACGUUGCCCCCGAAGAAGCCGAUGCAAACGCCAUAAAAAAGCAGCACAAUAUACUGAUAGACGCUCUUCUCCAGGAACAUGGAAAGUCUUUGUCUUACGAGAGGUUUUGACACCACUGCUGUUGCUGUACAGCGAUCUCAAUCUCGUUCUUCCUGCUGGAGCUAUGGUAAUUUUGUCACCGAGUAGUCUGCAUAUGGACCCCAAGGUGUACCCUGAUCCGCACGUGUUUGACCCAGAACGUUUCUCUCCCGAGAACUCGGCCAAACGACAUCCCUACGCCUUCAUGCCGUUCGGUGGUGGAAUGCGAACUUGUAUAGGAAGGAAAUAUGCAAUAAUGGCGUUGAAAACGACAAUCAGUAAAGUUAUUUGGAAUUAUAUUAUAGAACCAGAUGAAACAGGGCAAAGAGAGUUGUCGCACCGCCUGACACGCCCGUGGCUGUAUAUUGAAGCAUUUUACAAUUUAACAUCAGCUGGUCGCAGAGCAAAGGCUUGUCUGAAUCAAGGUUACAAAUUAAUGGAUGAGGUGGUCGAGCAACGAAAAGAAAUACUCCGCUCCGAAGCUAGGAGUUCACUGAUGAAGGGCAUUGACAAGAAAUCCGAGGACAUGCCAAACGUUCCUCCUACCACAGAAACAGAUGCAGACGCCAACAAAAAGCAGCACAAUAUACUGAUAGACUCUCUGCUCCAGGAACAUGGAAGGAAGAGAAUAUGCAAUGUUGCAUUGGAAAAUGGUCACUCAGUUUCACAAAGUUAG